Molecule: messenger RNA, 855 nt
Organism: Papilio machaon (common yellow swallowtail)
Lineage: Eukaryota; Metazoa; Arthropoda; Insecta; Lepidoptera; Papilionidae
Gene: CPR132
Exons: 5
Coding region: 1-855 (284 amino acids)
Cellular component (GO): extracellular matrix
Source: RefSeq, a predicted model, not a curated record
AUGAAUUUCGUCUUCGUAUUACUCGUAUGUUUCGGAGCGGUGAGAGCGCAACAACCAUCCAGUCCGUCUUCACUCUCAGAACAAUCCAAACAGUACCUGGAUAGACUCAACAAACUGUUAGGACCAGUUCCAACUAGGAAAGGUCCAGUACUCUUCCCCCCAUCGCCGCCGGACCCACCAGCGAACACUGCCGCAACAUCGAAACCUGACGCCGAAUCAGUCAAUACCUUCCAACAGAAUUACUUCGCUAGACUGACUCAUUAUAAACCUGUUACAUUAGCUACUUUGACACCAGAAACGCUAGCACCAAGAAUCGGUUCUGUAGAUGACUAUGUUUAUGAUCAAGCUCCUUAUACAGACAUCGAAAAGAAAUCAAUUGGAAACAACUUUGACAGCAACUACAAUCAAUUUGAGACAAGAACUGCUUUGCCGCCAAUAUACCACGCUUUAGCUCAAAAUGCUCAACUGACCACACAACGACCUUACCCUGUUUACGAUUAUCAGUCUAAAAUACAUGUAAAUGAAAACAAUUAUAACGGCGAUAUAUCUGAAGAGGGAAAGAAUACAGAAAAUGAAAAGGACAAAAGCUACGCGUUUUCCUACAAAGUGAAAGAUCAAAAAACAGGUGACGAUUUCUCUCACUCACAACAAAGUAGCGGUUCCGCUACCAAUGGAGAAUAUCGUGUCAAAUUACCUGAUGGUCGUACACAAGUUGUUUCUUAUACAGCUGAUGAAAACGGAUACAAAGCUGAUGUUAGAUACGACACAGAUAAUCCUAAUAGUAUUGAAUACAACUUUGAUAGUCGGAAUAACAAAGACUACAAUUAUAACGCACUGUUGAUGAGAAUACCUUGA